Molecule: messenger RNA, 2347 nt
Organism: Sinocyclocheilus grahami
Lineage: Eukaryota; Metazoa; Chordata; Actinopteri; Cypriniformes; Cyprinidae
Product: monocarboxylate transporter 10
Exons: 6
Coding region: 119-1561 (480 amino acids)
Biological process (GO): transmembrane transport
Cellular component (GO): basolateral plasma membrane
Molecular function (GO): transmembrane transporter activity
Source: RefSeq, a predicted model, not a curated record
UCUCCAUCUGUUCUGGUCUGUAGCUCCGCCUCCGCUCUGGAUUUAUGGUUAUUGCAGCAGCCGCAGUCAGUCAGUAGUGUACUACCGCACGCGCUCUCACAGCGCAGACCGGACCAGCAUGACCGAGACUCAGCCCGAACCCACUCCAGACGCCGCGGAGGCGCACGGGCCGGAGGCGAAGCAGGAGAACGGCGACUGCACAGAGAAGGCGCCGCGGGAGUUCGAGCCCCCGGAGGGCGGCUGGGGCUGGGUGGUGAUGCUGGCCUCGAUGUGGUGCAACGGCUCGGUGUUCGGCAUCCAGAACGCGUUCGGCAUCUUGUUCGUGUCUCUGCUGAAAGAGUUCGGCUCCGAGUCAGACGAAGACCUGCGCUUCAAAACAGCAUGGGUCGGCUCGCUCUCAAUGGGUAUGAUCUUCUUCUUCUCACCGAUCGUCAGUGUGUUCACCGAUCUGUUUGGCUGCCGGAUUACAGCAGUUGGAGGGGCAGCAGUGGCGUUUGUGGGACUUCUGGGCAGUUCCUUCGUCACGUCUCUCGGGCCAAUGUACUUCACCUAUGGCAUAGUCUUUGCGUGUGGCUGCAGUUUUGCAUAUCAGCCGAGUCUGGUGAUCCUGGGUCACUAUUUCAAGCGGAGGCUGGGCCUGGUGAACGGCAUUGUGACGGCGGGCAGCAGCGUAUUCACCAUCACGCUCCCCUACAUGCUGACCGGCCUGCUGAAGCGCGUGGGACUCGCCUACACGCUGCGUGUGCUGAGCGUCUUCAUGUUCAUGCUCAUGCUGGCGGGAUUCACCUACAAACCCCUGCUGCCCAAACCCCUCAGCAGCAGCAAGUCGGGCAGCCGCUUUCCCUCGCUCAAGAGGGUGUUUAACAUGCACAUCUGGAGGUCUCUGGGAUACCGCAUAUGGGCCUUUGGGAUCCCUGCGGCCCUGUACGGAUACUUCGUGCCUUACGUUCAUCUGAUGAAACAUGUGGAGGAGCGUUUCGGUGCGGACGCUAAUAAAGAGGUUCUGCUCAUGUGUAUCGGCAUCACGUCUGGAGUGGGUCGUCUGAUCUUCGGGAGAGUGGCCGACUACGUCCCGGGAGUCAACAAAGUCUUCCUGCAGGUGUCCUCGUUCAUGGUGAUCGGGCUGAUGUCGAUGAUGAUUCCUCUGUGUCAUGUGUUCGGUGGACUCAUCGCGGUGUGUCUGCUCAUGGGCCUGUUUGACGGAUGCUUCAUCUGCAUCAUGGCUCCCAUUGCAUUCGAGCUGGUGGGCUCCCAGAACGUGUCGCAAGCCAUCGGCUUCCUCCUGGGCAUGAUGUCCGUCCCCAUGACCGUCGGGCCUCCCAUCGCAGGGUUCCUCAGAGACCGUUUGGGCAGCUAUGACGUGGCGUUUUACCUGGCAGGCAUUCCUCCGAUCAUCGGGGGGGCCGUGCUGUGUCUGAUCCCGUGGGUGGAGGCACGGAGGAAGAGGAAGGAGGCGCAGACAGCGGCAGACACCACCGAGAAGAUGCUGGAGAGCAAGAGCGGUGCGCGGGACGGUGCAGACGGAGAGGUGAAGGCUCAGGACCCCGAGUCCGUCAUCUGAGAGCCGUGAAGGUUUACAGCGGAGAGACUGACGUGUGUGUGUGUGUGUGUGUUCAAUCCCUGCAGGAAAAUGCGGAACAGGCAUAAAAAAGGGCUUCUCCGCAAAUGUGAUUUUUGAGCUAUGCAUCUUUCAGAACGUUUCCUUGAAUAUUUUUGUACUGAGUUUCUAGGCUUUAAAAGGGAAAGGUUAGACAAUCAUUGGAUAAGAAGGGAAGAUGUUUGCUGGUGAAGCCCUGAGAGAAGAUGCAUGGGAUUUUAUUUUAACCAGCUUAUGUUUGCUGCACUCUUAGAAUCUAGCUAUGAAUUGUUUUAUGUCAGACUAUAUGAAGUCACUUGUAUGAUUGUUUUAAAGGGGAACGAUGCAUUCAUUUUCUCCUGAGCGUGGAAAAUUCCAAACACGUUUUAGCAAAUGCACAUUUUAGCCACGAGUGUUUAUUAGAGGAAACGUCACUGCAUGGCGACAUAUGCAGUUAUCUAAGAUGUAUUGACUGAGAAGUAGCAGCUGAGGAAACAUUAAUGCUGCUUUAAUGUGUAGAGCAGUCGAUGCUGUGCCAGAGUUCUCAGUGAGAGUAGUAUUGAGCGGUGUAGUAUUUUAUGGUGUCUGUGUUUGACGAGGAACGUUUACAGGAUGAUUUUCAUGUGUUCCAGCCGCAUCAGCGCAGACAUCAGUGUUUGACAUAAACUGGGAUUGUUUUCUGUUUUAAAGAAUGUGUCGCAUUGGUUGGUUAGCCACACACACACACACACACACACACACACACACACACACACGCACACACACACACAC